Molecule: messenger RNA, 1195 nt
Organism: Lolium perenne
Lineage: Eukaryota; Viridiplantae; Streptophyta; Magnoliopsida; Poales; Poaceae
Source: RefSeq, a predicted model, not a curated record
CACACCCUCACUGAAUGAAGAGCUCCACUUACUGCUCAUGCAAUGCAUAUGUUUGGUACUCCCUUGUCCCUUGGCAGUCAUUCAUCCAUUCAUGGUGCCAUUCAAUUCACCUUGAAGCUCUGGUCUGCUCGCAGUCUCAGGCUCUCGCGGCUUGGAGGUUGCAGUGCUCUUGCAAAAAAAAAGGGGAGAACGGUUUUGAGGAUCUGUUGCAUCUUCUCCUCCCUCCGCGACCACGAUUUAGAUUACACCAGGGUGAUCUGAACUGUUACAGAAGUCUACGACUACCACCGGCUGCCUCACUCAUCGGAUUAGCCUCAUCGGUCACCAUGUCGAAGCAACCAUCCAGCAGGAACCACGGGGGCAAGAGGCUGAGGCCAGGGCAGUGCAUCCAGGUCUUUCUGCUGGUAGCCGUCAGCAUUUGGCUCGUCUACCAGCUGGGACAUUGCUUCAAGCGACGGGCACUUGCAGUGAAAAUUGGUGGCAGCAGAGGCGUGGGUGGUGAGCCGAUACGACGCCGCUGGCUGGACAGGAAGAGCCUCAUCAAAUUCGCAGGUGCUGUGUCCGGGGAGGUCGCUUCUGGGAUCAGCGGUGGCGGCAUCACUGCCACGAACGAUGACGCUGUCGGGCGGAAGCCAAGGACGAGCGAAGGUAGAGAAGACGAGGGUGACCAAGAUGAUGAUGGCCUCUUCGGUUAUGAUGCUGGGGACGACAGCGAUUUCAAUCCCGAGAAUGGUGAAGGUGAAGAAAACAGUGAACUGGAUACAAGCACUGCUCAUCGGGUCAACACUACCGGCCGCGCGCAAGAUGGUGGUGCUGAUCAGUUGCUGAAUGGUGCCCCAGAUGGUAACAGAUCUCUGAACACCUCCAACCUAAGAACGGAUUUAUCUUCGGGGAUGUCACUAACUCGUCAUGGACUCAUGGUGCUGAUUCUUUUCCGGUCGAGAAGCUCUAGGAGGAAGCGUUCUUGCAGACUUCUUUUUACUACAAUUCAGAUUAGCUAGUGAUUCGGCUUUAGAUUAGCUAGUGAUUCAGACAGUUCUUCUGGAAACUUCUCCUGAUUGUAUUGCCCCGGAGCCUUGUUUACUAGUUCUGAGAAUCUGGUUAACUGCAGACAGUCUUAAACUUCUUUAAAUUGUUAUCUCGUCUAAUAUUAGUCGCCGCAUAAACAACUAUCAAACUUGACAACCAUGGAAGC